Alosa alosa (allis shad) is the source of this 1197-nucleotide messenger RNA. RefSeq names its product E3 ubiquitin-protein ligase TRIM47-like. The transcript is spliced from 6 exons. Gene Ontology annotation, molecular function: zinc ion binding. The record is from RefSeq and is a predicted model, not a curated record. The coding region runs from base 13 to 1197 and encodes 394 amino acids. Lineage: Eukaryota; Metazoa; Chordata; Actinopteri; Clupeiformes; Clupeidae.
UGCUCAGGAAGAAUGGCAGAGGCUACUUCGAUUAACCAGGACAUUUUUAUGUGUCCGAUUUGUUUGGAUCUACUGAAGGAUCCAGUGACUCUUAACUGUGGACACAAUUACUGCACGGGCUGCAUUAAGGGCUGCUGGGAUCAGGAAGAUCAGAAGGGAGUUUACAGCUGCCCACAAUGCAGACAGACUUUCACUCCGAGACCUGUUUUAAACAAAAACAACUUUGUUGCUGAGCUUGUGGAACAGUUCAGGAAGACUUUAAUUCAAGGUAGGCUACAUGCUUCUCCUCAGUGUUUUGCUGGACCUGGAGAUGUGGAGUGUGACAGCUGCACCGGGAGAAAACUGAAAGCCGUCAAGUCCUGUCUGGCGUGUUUGUUGUCGUACUGCGAAACUCAUCUCCAGCGCCAUGAUGAACUCUUCUCAGGGAAAAGACACAACGUGGUUGAUGUCACAGGUCAGCUACAGGACAAGAUCUGCACUCAGCACCAGAGGCUUCUGGAGGUAUUUUGUCGCACAGAUCAGAGUUGCGUCUGUUUGCUAUGUCUGGUAGAUGAACACAAAGGCCAUGACACUGUCUCAGCUGCAGCUGAGAGAUCGGAGAAACAGAAGGACAUGGAGGAGACCAAGAGGAAACUCCAGCAGAGACUCCAGGAGAGAGAGAAGGAGCUGCUGGAGCUGAGGAAGGCUGUGGAGACUCUCAAGACCUCUGCACAGACAGCAGUGGAGGAGAGUGAGAGGAUGUUUACUGAGAUGAUCCGCUCCAUUGAGAGAAGGCGCUCUGAGGUGACAGAGCUGAUCAGAGCUCAGGAGAAGGCUGAGGUGAGUCGGGCUGAAGGACUCCUGAAGCAACUGGAGCAGGAGAUUGCUGAGCUGAAGAGGAGAGAUGCUGAGCUGGAGCAGCUUUCACACACAGAGGAUCACAUCCAUUUCCUCAAGAAUUUUCAGUCAGUCAGCCCUCAACCUCAGUCUAAAGACUUAUCCAGCACCUCUGUCAGCCAAAGCUGGUCUUUUGAGGCUGUGAAGAAAUCUGUCUCCACACUGAAGGGGCAGCUGGAGGAUUUCUUCAAGCAGGAAGUCAUGAAGAUCUCUGCAGCAGUGUCUGAUGUCAAGGCUGUUUUUACUGAGCCAGUAACCAGAGAGGAGUUCUUAAAGUGUAAGUUGGUCUGGUCUACAAACACUGAGACAUGUCAGUCAUGA